This is a messenger RNA of Lactuca sativa (garden lettuce), 948 nucleotides long. RefSeq lists its product as uncharacterized. Lineage: Eukaryota; Viridiplantae; Streptophyta; Magnoliopsida; Asterales; Asteraceae. The record is from RefSeq and is a predicted model, not a curated record.
GGUUGUGGGGAAUUGGUUUAAAUUUGCAUGAUACAUAGAUGGGUGGACAUAGCGGUGAUACUAUGGAUUGGACCGAAGAAUGUGAAAAGUAUUUGUUAGAUAUUCUACACAAAAGAGUUAAAAGAGUUCCUAAUGGGGCUCCAAUCUUCAAAGGAACUGAUUAGGUUGAAAUGGAUGAACAAAUUUUUAUGAAAUUUGCUAUAAGAUAUGGCCCUGAGAAGUUGAAAGGAAAAUACCACCGUAUGAGAUCUGUGCAUACGAAGUUUAGUGAGUUGAUCAACCAUACAGGUGUCACAUGGGAUGCUGCAUCUGGAAAAGUAUUUGCUAAUGACACUGUUUGGGAUGAUUAUUUUAAGCGAGAUAAAGUUUUUAAAACAUUUAAGAAAAAGGGUUGCAAGAUCUAUCCAUUGUUGAGUCUUGUGUUCAGUGGUUCUACAACUUCUGGUGCUUUUCAUAAUGCAUCCACUUGUGCUCCUCAAACAUCAGAAGAAGAGCGUAGAAUUAAGGAUGAGUACCUAGAUGUGGGUAGUGUUGGCGAGAGUGCGUUUGAUGGGAGUAACCGGAAAGGAAAACGUAAGACUGAAAGGGACAUUAAGGGUCUACCCGUUACAAGAAGAGAGAAAAAAAGUAAUGGAAACUCCAAAUAUGAUAUCCUUUUAGAUGCAUGGUCAGACUCAAUGAUUGCUAGAAAGGAAAGAGAUUUACCAAAAGCAGAGAGAUAUAAGUCAAAGUAUGGACACACAACAAGCUUGUUUGUAGAGGAAUACUCUGUUGGUGAUUGCAUGGCUACAUUGGAAGCUACACAGGGUGUUAGUUCUAGAUCUUACAACAAGGCAUUAUCGUUCUUUCCUGAUAUUAAUUGGAGAAAAAUGUUCCUAAUGAUGUUUGAGAAUAGGAGGAAAGAUUGGCUUGAUUCUUUGGAUGAGUAGUUGUUUUACAAUGUAGGGA